Haliotis rubra (blacklip abalone) is the source of this 2168-nucleotide messenger RNA. Its product is annotated as chitinase-like protein 4. The record is from RefSeq and is a predicted model, not a curated record. Gene Ontology annotation, molecular function: chitin binding; chitinase activity. Gene Ontology annotation, biological process: chitin catabolic process; carbohydrate metabolic process. Lineage: Eukaryota; Metazoa; Mollusca; Gastropoda; Lepetellida; Haliotidae. Gene Ontology annotation, cellular component: extracellular region.
CCUGGGCGUAGACGGUCGACACAGCCAUGUGGGGACUUGGGACUCGGACGUCGGUGACUCUGUUGGCUGUCAUCGGUCUUGCAUCUCUCCUGCAGUGUGAUGGUAUGACCAGCUUCAAGCGGGUAUGUUACUACACCAGCUGGAGUCAGUACAGAAGCGGGGCCACCUUCUUCCCUGGGAACAUAGAUCCUGACCUCUGCACCCACAUAAUCUACAGCUUCUACUUGUUCAACGAGGGCACCUGGGAUCUCCGACCUGAUGAAUGGAACACUGGAUCUUUGUUAUCUGGUCUCACUGCUCUGCGCAGCUCCAACAAUGAGCUGAAGAUUAUGAUAGCCGUUGGAGGGUUCAACUUCGGCUCCACGGCCUUUUCUGCCAUGGUUACCACAAGUGCCAACCGAGCGGCCUUCAUUUCCAGCGUACUGGACACUCUGUCCAGCAACAGUUUGGACGGUCUUGACCUGGACUGGGAGUACCCGGGGACCAGAGGAGGAACGACAGAAGACAAGGACAACUUCGUGUUGCUCUGUCAGGAGCUGAAACUUGCCUUUGAACCUUUCGGCUACCUGCUGUCAGCAGCCGUUCCUGCUGGAUACCAAAACAUUUACGCCGGCUACAACGGCGAGACGGGAAAGUACUUAGACUUCGUUAACGUCAUGGGCUACGACUACAACGGUCCCUGGGAUCCUACAACCGGCCACAAUGCACCAUUGUAUUCUCGGGCGGACGACCUGAACACACGGUUUACUUUGACAGAAACCCUUCGAAUCUACAACGAAGAACUUGGGAUUCCAAAGUCAAAGCUAAUUGUUGGAAUGCCGACGUACGGGCAUACAUGGACCCUGACAAACCCCUCCCAGAACGGCGUCAGAUCCCCCGGCACCCCAGGGCCAGCGACAACCUUCGUGAAAACCCCGGGGGUCAUCGCGUACUUCGAGGUCUGCACCAAUACCUCCUUCCAGCGUGUGUUUGAUAACGUAGCUCUCGUUCCAUAUGCUGUGUUUGGCUCCUUUUGGGUCUCCUACGAUGACGUUGUAAGCUUCGCCAUCAAGACAGAUCUGGUGAUAAACGAGGGCUAUGGGGGCGUCAUGUUCUGGUCGCUAGAUUUUGAUGAUUUCAAUAAUCUGUGCGGAGGAGGCAGAUUCACCCUCAUCAAUUCCGUCAAGAAUAGACUUCUAGAUGCCACGGUAACAACGUCUACUUCAACAACAACUCCUACAUCCACUACGUUUACAACUACUACGUCUACAACUACGACCACUACCACUACUACUUCUACAACAACAACAACCACUACAACUCCAUCUACUACUUCUACAACAACAACAACCACUACAACUCCAUCCUCUACUUCUACAACAACAACUACUACUACAACUACUACUACUACAACUCCGACUACCAUGUCUAAUGGAGAACUCACGGACGAUGAUGAAUGCGAUUAUUAUACAGAUCCCACCCAGGCAAACAACAGGUGGUGGUAUUAUGCAAACCCUGAUGACUGCGGACAGUACCGUUUCUGUUUUGGGGAGGUUAUCUGCCUUGGUUUUAUGAAUUGUCCGCCCGGCACUCUCUGGGACCACAGAGCUCUCGCCUGUGAUCACUCCGACAAAGUCACAUGCGCGUGUGCCGAACGAAAUGAUUAAUGCGACUGCUAAUAUUUAAAAUAUUUUGUACUAGUCUGCCAGAAGAAUAUACUUGAAAAAUUCAUAUGUCAACUUUAUCGAUAACAUUGACUAAUGUGUUGGAGAAAUACAAAGGUCAUUAUUUUAUUUUUUUAUAAUCUGAUUUUUUAAAAAGACCCACACCCAUGUAUGUAGUUGUUAUGGUAACUGAAAAAUAGUCAAUAACAGACUUAACGCUCGAUGUUGCAUAUAGUCCCAUCUGUAGUAUAUCCAUUGAUCAAACAGCAAGUGUACCAGCAUGUUUGAAAAAUAUAACAAGUACUGUGUCCACAUGAUAUGGUUCCUGUUGAAUUCCUUAAAGAGGGGCUACGCUUGGGCUUUAUAUCACUGACGACACACAACGGUACACUGUCACACCCUUAACAGCGCCAAGACCUUGGUGUGAAAGAAUCCCCAAACCUUGGAGCAUUGUCCCUCUUUAAAAUGAGAUAUCUGUGUGUCGGUCUCUAAUCCAUAAUACAAGAAAUGAAAUCGUACAUGUAA